UACUGCGUGCGGUUGAAACAUGCGCUCUUCGUGUCCGCGCUGUGCGUGACGCUCUUAUUCACGCUUAUGUUGCUGUGUGCUGUGUGCAUACUACGUGCUGAUGAACUGCCUCAACAAAUCCGUUCUCUGGCCACGCUCUCCGUUAUCGUCUUCAUACUGUCCAUCGUGCUGGCGAUGGCGCUGCUGCCAGCUGCGCCGGAGUGGGAGGCACUGGCGCUCUCCGGCUCCGUGCUGGUGACGACAUGCCUGGGCGCAGGCACGCUGAUGGCCACGCACCAUGCGCCGUUGCCGCUCUUCGCCCUAAUAUUGAUGGUGCAUACAAUGAUGCCCAUAGCCCGCUCCAUAGCCCUCGCCAUGUCUGCGGCCCUCACGGUAGCUUACAUGGGCCUCGCCCUAGGCCUGGGACCUCAUAACGCGGAGAGCAAGUUUCAUUUGCAGCUAUGCUGUGAACUGGCCCUGCUUAUGUCAGCAAGCGGGAUCGGGCUGUACUACCGAGCGUUGACCGAGCGAGCGCAUCGGAACACCUUCGCCGGUACCAGAACUUGUCUGGAGCAACGCGUCAAGCUGGAGUGCGAGCGAGAGCAACAAGAGAGAUUGUUGCUCUCUGUCAUACCUGCGUAUAUCGCUGCUGAGGUGAAACGCUCAAUAAUGCUCAAGAUGGCGGACGCCUGCGCCGACGCAUCCAAACAGACGCGCUUCCACGAGAUGCACGUCCAGAGACACAACAACGUCAGCAUCCUGUACGCGGACAUCGUCAACUUCACGCCGCUGAGUGAGAGAUUGAGCGCGUCGGACUUGGUGAAGACGCUUAAUGAACUGUUUGGACGGUUCGAUCAGAUUGCUCAGGAAAACCAGUGCAUGCGCAUCAAGAUCCUGGGAGACUGUUACUACUGCGUGUCUGGUCUACCUGUGUCUCGUCCCAACCACGCAUACAACUGUGUCAACAUGGGUUUACAGAUGAUCGAUGCUAUUAGAUUCGUCCGCGAAGCGACCGGUUUCAACGUAGACAUGCGCAUUGGCAUACACACCGGCAACGUGCUGUGCGGCGUGCUGGGCUUGCGCAAGUGGCAGUUCGACGUGUGGAGCGAUGACGUCACACUCGCCAACCACAUGGAGUCCGGUGGGAUUGCGGGUCGAGUACACAUAACAAAGGCCACGCAGCAGCAGCUGGGUGGGCGUUUUGAGGUAGAGCCGGGCGAUGGAGCUUCAAGAGAGGGCUACUUGGCCGACCACAAAGUGGAGACCUUCCUGAUUAUACCCCCGAAGAAACCAUCUGGCAUAUCCGAGAACGGUCGUCUAUCCGUCUGCACAGUGGAUCGCAAGUCUAGCAUCGUGUCUUCCAUCUACAACGACAUUUCACCGACCAAGCCGCGCGACAACAUCAGUCCGGUGCCGUCGACGAAUAGCUUUGAAGAUGUUGUUCCGAAAGUGCUCAGGACAGAGUCUAUGAGGACGACUGUGGGAGCACCUGGUGAUCUCAGCAGACGAGCAUCAGUGAAAGUUGAAGGUGCUAAAACAGUAGCGUUUGAAAGUCAAGCAACGAGUCCAGGAGAAGGAUUAGGCAAUGGAGUGGUACCAGCUAGUACUAAACCUAAGAGUCGGAGCGGGUCUAUUAUCGGAGCAAUAAGUCCUAUUAUGGGAACAGAGAAUACCACUGGAUUAGAACUGACUUUUGAUAUUGAGUUGGACUCUCUACCGCCAUGUGUAUUCUCUAGAAUGUUAAGUACUUCAACAACUAUUUCAACGGAAUCAUCAUCUCAAUCUAUUCCCGGUGUCCCUAGUCGAACUAGACCUUCUAGUAAAAUGACAAAAUACGUGGAAUGCUGGGGUGCCGAUAAACCCUUUGCCAACAUCACCGAUUCUACUCUUGCUAAAAACAUUGGGAUUUCUAGCCUUGCUAUGAUAGAACACAAUUUAUUGCCUCAAAGGACAACGUGCUGCGAUUGCAGCAGUACAUCGGAAGACAUGAAUCGCGUCACACUGUGGUUCACCCGCGGCAGCCAGGAGAGACAGUACCGCAACCAACCGGACGAACACUUUAAAUACAACGUGGCUUGCGCUGCGCUACUCUUCCUGUUGUUAGCUGUGAUCCAAAUACUCACUGUGCCCAGGGGCAUCGUCCUAUAUGCAUCAUUCGGACCGACGCUGUUCACCCUCAUGGUGUUCGUGUACCUGUCGUGGUACGACGGCACGUUCCCUCGACGGCCGCUGUCCGACAUUCCCGCUGCAGAUGACAUGUAUGCUGACAACUGUAUAAAACCGGGCCAGGUGGUGACGAACAAUAGAUACAUCAGAAUUACUAUGUUCCUGGUAUCAGUUUUACUGAUAGGCGCUUGUGCUGUUUUAAACUUAUUUCAGCCAUUAGACUUCGACGACCAGCCCGAGUUACUGAGGUGGCAGAGACUACAGAACGACACCAACUAUACUAGCGAUGUGAAGUUCGACAGAGUGCGCCACUUCGAAUUAGAAGAAGCGCCGAGCUAUCUCUACAGCUCAGUGCUAACCCUGGCCUCAAUCUCCGUGUUCCUCCGCGUGGGCUUUGUACUGAAGUUGGCAGUGAUGUGCUGCAUGCUUACCGUCCAUAUCGCGCUAUUCGCGUCCUCGGAGCUUUUCUACCACAACCCACUGUUGUUGCAGCUUAGCGAGGAGACAGAUGAAUUCUCCAUGCUCCCAUACGCAACCAAAGCUGGUCUGGUACUAGUAUUCGUGGCCGCACUACUCCACAUCCUAGACCGCCAGAUCGAGUUCACCUCCAGAACCGACUUCCUCUGGAAGGACAAGCUCAAGUUUGAACAGGAGGAGGUGGAGACGAUGCGGGGAAUCAAUAAGAUUUUAUUGGAGAAUAUAUUGCCGGCCCACGUGGCGCAGCAUUUCUUGACGUCUGUGGCUUCGGAGGAGGACUUAUACCACGAGCGCUACUCAAGCAUCGCGGUAAUGUUUGCGUCCAUUCCAAACUACAAGGAAUUCUACGACGAGACAGACGUCAACAAGCAGGGACUCGAAUGCCUGCGGUUACUCAAUGAGAUUAUCUGCGAUUUUGAUAAGCUGUUAUUGAAGCCGAAGUUCAGCGGGAUUGAAAAGAUCAAGACCAUCGGAAGCACGUACAUGAUUGCUUCAGGAUUGAGGCCGGGAAAAGAGGAUCAAACGGACGCAAAAGGAAAGGAAGAGCACACGGUGACGAUCGUAGUGGAGUUUGCAUUCGCUCUGAUGACAAUCUUAGACCAGAUCAACCGAGAAUCAUUUCAGAGGUUUAGGCUUAGGAUAGGUUUGAACCACGGGCCGGUGAUCGCCGGCGUGGUGGGCGCGCAGAAGCCGCAAUACGACAUCUGGGGGAACACCGUCAACGUGGCUUCAAGAAUGGACUCCACUGGCGUCAUGGGACGCAUACAAGUCACAGAGGACACCGCUAAGGUUCUCAUGAACGCUGGCUACACGUGUGAGUGCCGCGGGCCCACAUUUGUGAAGGGGAAAGGAACACUCACUACAUACUUCGUCAGACCGCCCACGUCCAUUGGAGGGAUGUAAAUGGGAGUAAAUGAGGAUAAACUAUUUCUUGGUUUUUUACGAUCUGCCAGCCAAGCUAACAUUUCUUCUAAGGGCGUCCGCGUCGCGUGGGCGGGUGCAGUUGUUGGGCAGAUACACGCGGGUGCGGGUGCGGGUGGAGGUAAAGGCGGUCG
Messenger RNA from Cydia strobilella, 3677 nucleotides. Its product is annotated as adenylate cyclase type 2-like. The coding region runs from base 67 to 3525 and encodes 1152 amino acids. Gene Ontology annotation, cellular component: plasma membrane. The record is from RefSeq and is a predicted model, not a curated record. Gene Ontology annotation, biological process: intracellular signal transduction; cAMP biosynthetic process; adenylate cyclase-activating G protein-coupled receptor signaling pathway. Lineage: Eukaryota; Metazoa; Arthropoda; Insecta; Lepidoptera; Tortricidae. The transcript is spliced from 24 exons. Gene Ontology annotation, molecular function: adenylate cyclase activity.